Zingiber officinale is the source of this 3266-nucleotide messenger RNA. Its product is annotated as homeobox-leucine zipper protein ROC2-like. The record is from RefSeq and is a predicted model, not a curated record. The transcript has 10 exons. NCBI's taxonomy places the organism in Eukaryota, Viridiplantae, Streptophyta, Magnoliopsida, Zingiberales, Zingiberaceae. Gene Ontology annotation, molecular function: DNA binding; lipid binding; DNA-binding transcription factor activity, RNA polymerase II-specific. The coding region runs from base 362 to 2800 and encodes 812 amino acids. Gene Ontology annotation, biological process: regulation of DNA-templated transcription.
UAACUCCUCACCCCUCUUCCUCUCCUACCUUCCUCCAUCUAUCUUCUCCCUUUCCCCUCCUCCUUCUUCUUCUUCAGAUCCCUCUCUCAUGGCUUCUCUUCUACUGUUCUCUCCCUUUCUCUGAAACUUAACUGAGGAAGUUGGAGUAGAAUCAUCAGAAGAGCAACCAGUGGUGACUCUUAUAUAGACGUGUAUUUCAUCAGCUACGGGGUUUCCUCUUCUUCUUCUUUUUCUUCUUCUCCAUGUGUAUCUUCUUUAAGUUAUUCUCUUGUAGUUAAGAGCUGUUGCACCUGUAUAUCUUUCUAUCUCUGUUUCCUUGUUGAGAUUUCUAGCUAGUAAUUAGGGUUUAGUUGAGAGAAAUAUGCCUGUGGGGAUCAUGAUACCUGCAAGACAGCAAUCAGCAGCUUCCAUGAUGGGGAGGAACACAGGCACCAGUUUUGGCUCUUCCUCAGUCCUGUCCCUCAGCCAGCCGAACUUGCUGGAGGGAGGCCAGCAGAUCCCUCUGCAGUACCAGCACGGUAGCAACCACCAGCUGUUGGAGAUGGCGGCGGUGACCACCGCGGAGAGCGAGAUGGCCCGGGCGGCCCGUGAGGACGUCGACUUCGAGAGCAAAUCCGCCGGCAGCGAGAACAUAGAGGGCGCCUCCGGCGACGACCAGGACCAGAACCAGCGGCCGCGGAAGAAACGCUACCACCGCCACACUCAGCAUCAGAUCCAAGAAAUGGAGUCAUUUUUCAAGGAAUGCCCUCAUCCAGACGACAAACAGAGAAAGGAGCUGAGCAGAGAACUUGGACUGGAGCCUCUUCAAAUCAAAUUCUGGUUCCAAAACAAGCGCACCCAAAUGAAGAAUCAACACGAGCGACAUGAGAACAGCGAGCUGCGCGCCGAGAACGAGAAGUUGCGCGCCGAGAACAUGAGGUACAAAGAAGCCCUCAGCAACGCCGCCUGCCCGAACUGCGGCGGCCCCGCCUCCCUCGGCGAGAUGUCGCUCGACGAGCACCAUCUCCGCAUCGAAAACGCCCGCCUUCGCGAAGAAAUCGAUAGAAUAUCCGGAAUAGCGGCGAAAUAUGUAGGGAAGCCAAUGGCGGCGACGGGGCCGUCGUACCCGCUGCUGUCUCCGACGUCGUCGCGGUCGCCGUUGGAUUUGGGUUUCGGCGCCGGAGGCGGCGGCGGCAGUGAGGAAGUGUACGGAGGGGAUCUGCUUCGGGGCGUGGCGGGGCAAGGCGAGAUGGAGAAGCCGGUGGUGGUGGAGCUGGCCGUGGCGGCCAUGGAGGAGCUCAUCCGGAUGGCACAGCUCAACGAGCCUCUGUGGGUGCCUCAUGAAGAUACCAUCAACUCCGCCGGCGUCGGUGCUUCCGGGGAGACGCUGAACGAGGACGAGUACAUGCGAGCGUUCCCCAGAGGCUUCGGCCCGAAGCAGUUCGGGCUCAAGACGGAGGCCUCGAGGGAGACGGCGGUGGUCAUCAUGAACCAGAUGAACGUUGUGGAGAUGCUCAUGGAUGUGGUAAUCAAUCAAUCAACAACUCAAUUAUUAAUUCAUUAUUCAUAUGAAAUUUCAAUCGAUUUUUGUGAAUAUAUUAAUUUGGAGCAGAAUCAAUGGUCGAAUGUGUUUCCGGGGAUCGUGUCGAGAGCCUUCACGCUGGAAGUGUUAUCCACUGGAGUUGCAGGCAAUUACAAUGGAGCUCUGCAAUUGAUGUCGGCGGAAUUCCAAGUUCCUUCUCCACUCGUUCCGACGAGGGAGUUCCUCUUCGUUAGGUACUGCAAGCAGCAUCCGGACGGGACUUGGGCCGUCGUGGACGUUUCCCUCGAUAGCCUCCGGCCAGGCCCUGUGUUGAGGUGCCGGAGAAGACCCUCCGGCUGCUUGAUCCAGGAAAUGCCCAACGGCUACUCAAAGGUCACGUGGGUGGAGCAUGUCGAGGUAGAUGACCGGUCGGUGCACAACAUCUACAAGCCGCUGGUCAACUCCGGCUUAGCUUUCGGCGCCAAGAGGUGGGUCUGCACUCUGGAUCGCCAAUGCGAGCGGCUUGCCAGCGUGAUGGCCAGCAACAUCCCCUCUGCCGAUAUCGGUGUGAUAACGAGCGCAGAGGGACGAAAGAGCAUGUUGAAGCUGGCGGAGAGGAUGGUGAUGAGUUUCUGCGGCGGCGUGAGCGCGUCGACGACGCAUCAGUGGACGACGCUGUCGGGAAGCGGGGCGGAGGACGUGCGCGUGAUGACGAGGAAGAGCGUGGACGAUCCCGGCCGGCCGCCGGGCAUCGUCCUCAACGCCGCUACCUCCUUCUGGCUCCCCGUCUCGCCCAAGCGCGUCUUCGACUUCCUUCGCGACGAAACCACUCGCAGCGAGUGGGAUAUACUCUCCAAUGGCGGAGUCGUUCAGGAAAUGGCUCACAUCGCCAAUGGCCAAGAUCAAGGCAACUGCGUCUCUCUUCUCCGUGUCAAUAGCACGAACUCGAAUCAGAGCAACAUGCUGAUACUUCAAGAGAGCUGCACCGACGCGACGGGCUCCUACGUCAUCUACGCGCCCGUGGACGUCAUGGCCAUGAACGUGGUGUUGAACGGCGGCGACCCGGACUACGUGGCGCUCCUCCCCUCCGGCUUCGCCAUCCUCCCCGACGGGCCUUCGUCGGCAUCGCAAGCCGUGUCGGCCGGCGGCUCCCUUCUCACCGUCGCCUUCCAGAUCCUCGUCGACUCCGUCCCGACCGCGAAGCUCUCCCUCGGCUCCGUGGCCACUGUCAACAGCCUCAUCGCCUGCACCGUCGAGCGCAUCAAGGCGUCCGUCGCAGGCGAAACCAUUCCCCAUUAACAACAUCAUCUGUGGCAUCAGAAGGGGUGGUAGUGGAGAUUGGGAUGGAACUUGUGGGAGUCAAGAACGCACCUCAUGCUUCCCUUGCCGUGUGGUACUGGUGGAAUUAAGCAUACAAAAAUACGACGUCCGUUCGUUCAUGCACCACUGUGCAAGGAGAGUUGGUUCGGGUAUUGACUUUCCAAUACAUAUCUUAAUUAUUCAUUACCUCCUCUUGAUUUUGCACUACUUCUACUUCUACUUCGACUUAUUAUCUUAAUGUUUUCAAUGUGUUUUGUAAUGUUAAUUUGCUUUGGAUUCGAAGUGUACUCUGGCACCAUGGAACAAUGGAACAGGCAUAUGUACUUGCUCCUACUCUCUUUCCGGCAUUUAUUGUGUUAAUUUGAUUUCUCACUAGCCAAAAUGUCAGCUACAUAUGUCUGUAACUGGUUUUAUAUAUUCCAUUCUGAAGAGUAUUUUAGCUUCA